GAGCUCUUCAACUUUAGUGGGGAAUAUUUUGUAAUUGAUCGUAUAAAUACUUUGGAUCGAGAACUGCAUUUUAGUAGUUACCAACAAGUGUUCAUAAUGAAUCUGGUACUUGGCUUACUGGCAAUCAUCACCAUCUCAUUUGCUGAAGAGCAGCCUCUUCAGCAACAAAAUCCGAAUGAGCCGAUCGCUAUAGUGAAAUAUGAAAACGUGGGAGUUAAUGAGGAUGGAUCAUAUCAAUGGAGCUAUGAAACAGCAAACGGAAUAUCAGCUCAAGAAGAAGGGCAUUUGAAAAAAUCAAAUUCAGAAGAGGAAGGUACCCAAGAGGUAUCUGGAUCUUUUCAAUAUACAGCAAAUGAUGGAACUCCUAUCAAACUGACAUAUACAGCCAAUGAAAAUGGAUUCCAACCUGAAGGAGAACACUUACCAACAGCACCUCCAGUUCCACCAGCAAUCCAGAGAUCACUAGAUUUUAUAGCAGCUAAUCCCCCGGUUGGUGGUGCAGAAGCAAAUGAAACUGGAAAGUAGAUCAACAACGGUAAUGAGUUUGGGAGAAUAGAAAUGUGAUUAGUAGAUUAGGUUUUGAUUUCAAAAUAAUGUUUUAUUGGAUUCUGUACAAUUAUGCACUUUCAUAUGAGUUGAAUUCAGAUUGUUAUUUUUUCAUGUUUUCAGACCGUAGUAAUUCUGAAAAAAGGUUCCCUCUAAUACUUCAUGAUUACUUUAAGCAGUGCUGUCAAACGUAUCAAUAUGAAUUAUAUGAUAUUAUACAUUUUUCUGUGAAGUAAUAAUAAAAACGUAUUGUUAUA
Messenger RNA from Leptinotarsa decemlineata (Colorado potato beetle), 803 nucleotides. RefSeq names its product endocuticle structural glycoprotein ABD-4. Gene Ontology annotation, cellular component: chitin-based extracellular matrix. Lineage: Eukaryota; Metazoa; Arthropoda; Insecta; Coleoptera; Chrysomelidae. The record is from RefSeq and is a predicted model, not a curated record. Gene Ontology annotation, molecular function: structural constituent of chitin-based larval cuticle.